This is a messenger RNA of Cydia amplana, 513 nucleotides long. Its product is annotated as motile sperm domain-containing protein 1-like. The coding region runs from base 1 to 429 and encodes 142 amino acids. The record is from RefSeq and is a predicted model, not a curated record. The transcript is spliced from 4 exons. Lineage: Eukaryota; Metazoa; Arthropoda; Insecta; Lepidoptera; Tortricidae. Gene Ontology annotation, cellular component: cytoplasm.
AUGGCCCAAUGCCUCUCUGUCAUAAUAAGUGGCGGCGAUCAAACUAUAAACGGGACCAGUCAAAAUACCCAGCAGGCACUGGGCAAGAGGGACAUCCCGACAAAAUUAUUAGAAGGUGAACCCAUAAACCCUACCCUGGAGAGCUUAGGGGACAGUUUCCACCCCCUGUCUUCCAGAGUGACCCCACAGAAACAGGCCGAAGAUCAUAUGCAUGUUAAAUGCAACCAUCUACAUCACAGAGAACAUCAGCCAGUGAACGUAGUGGCAGUAGCAGUGAGCAUAUGCUGCAUUGCCGCACUCCUGCUUCCGACCCAGCCGGAAACAGUAGUUGAAUCACAGUUCCCGGAGUGGCUCCACAUUGGAUCCAACCUCAAACUAGUGUUCUCCUUCGUCCUAGGGCUUGUCAGUAUGCUAGUACUACGACCAUAAGACCUAUAUUUUAGACCUAAAUUUCUGUGUAUGCUUUAAUACUUGUAUUCUUUAUGGACCGUUUUGAAAUCCUGCAUGUACAAA